UGCUUAAUUUCCGCUGUCAAAACUUUCGAAUAUCAAGUGGCGUGCUGGGGGGGGGUUCUGUUUUUUUUUUAAAGAAAAGUUAUUUAUUUUUCUGCCGUGCUGUAAAUGGCCGUGGACACUGGGGCGCUUCUUGUCGGAGCUGCAGUCGCGGGCCGUGCCAGUGCUGAACCACCCCACCGUCCCACAUACAUCAACAUACAUCUAAUGUAAUCUCCAGGAAUUCUACAUCAUUGUCUUAGGCACAUCUGAGUAAAUCAGAAAUGGCAACAGAGGUCUUCAAUUCGAAAAGCCUGGCUGUGCAAGCCCAAAAGAAAAUACUCGGCAAGAUGGCUACAAAAUCGAUAGCAACGGCAUUGGUAGAUGAUACAAGCAGCGAUGUUUUGGAUGAAUUAUACAAAGCAACCAAGGAAUUCACACAGAACAAAAAGGAGGCAGAAAAGAUCAUCAAAAACCUUAUCAAGGUGGUCAUAAAACUGGUGGUUCUGAACAGGAACAACCAGUUCAAUGAAGAUGAGAUAUUGCUCAUGGAGAAAUUCAAAAAGAAGCUUCACCAGUUAGCAAUGACUGUUGUCAGUUUUCACCAGGUUGACUUUACAUUUGAUCGGAAUGUUUUGUCCAAACUUUUGAAUGAUUGCCGAGACAUGCUUCAUCAGAUUAUUGAUCGUCAUCUAACCGCCAAGUCGCAUGGACGCGUCAAUCAUGUUUUUAAUCACUUUUCAGAUUGCGAAUUCUUGGCUGCCCUUUACAAUCCAUUUGGACCUUACAAAGCUUCUCUGGAGAAAAUAUGUAAUGGUGUGAACAAAAUGUUAGAUGAUAAAAAUAUAUAAUCAAUCCUUUUUAUGUUCCAAAGUCAAAUUGUCUAUUAUGUCAAACAAGUUUUCUAGCAUACAAAUAAAUACAUGUAAAAAGCAUUGUUUAAAAGAGUAUUCUGACAUUUUUUUAAAUACAAGAAUUAUUUCUUAUUUCUGCCACAAAAUGCACAAAAUGUUUCAAUGUGAUUUCCAGCAAAAAAUACUCUUCUUGCCUGACUCCAGUAAUGUACUAGAUGAAUGGUCUUGGAAUAAGGACUGAAAUUGAAGAAGAAUUUUGAUGAUCAGGAUAUUUCCAUCAUGCUGCACAGUUUCCUACCGACUAGACUACUAUGGAAAAUUAUAUAUGUUGUUUCCUUUUUAAUUGUUUUUAAAUAAACUGGUACUUUUAAAAAACUAUGAAUUACAAAAAAAAAACUGGAAUGAAAACCUCAUGUCCUAGCAUUGAUUUUACAGAAUGUAGUUAAAAUUAUUCAGGUGUGCUAGCAGUGUUAUGACCAAGGAUAGCAAAUAUUUUAUUUUUCCCCUGUAAAUGGUUGUUUUUAUUUUUCAAUUAUUACAAUCAUUUGGAUUAAUAAAUGUAUUAAUCACUUUGAA
This is a messenger RNA of Leucoraja erinaceus (little skate), 1406 nucleotides long. RefSeq names its product tumor necrosis factor alpha-induced protein 8. Gene Ontology annotation, cellular component: cytoplasm. The record is from RefSeq and is a predicted model, not a curated record. The transcript is spliced from 3 exons. Gene Ontology annotation, biological process: regulation of apoptotic process. Lineage: Eukaryota; Metazoa; Chordata; Chondrichthyes; Rajiformes; Rajidae. Bases 261 to 827 code for a protein of 188 amino acids.